CCAAGAGUCUCUACUUCCUUCUGUCCCCUCCCUCCCCAGCAUCCUCUUCACUUCCUUCCCUUGCAGCCCUGGCUCCUUCAAGUGUUUGUCAGUAUGAGCUUGUUUUUCAGUUGGGGGUGGGGUGCUGUGUGUUGAGAAAUACCACCAUGAGUGCCCAUGGUUCUUGCCCUUGCUCUUUCUAGCUUUGCAUCACUGAGUGUGGUCUCUGUGGUUAGAAGAUCCCACCUUUGGAGUGGUGGUCGGACUGCUGCCAGAGAAGAGUUGUCUCCACUGUUUGCUCAGCAAACACCCAAAGAGAGCCCGGAAAAAAGGAAGACAGCACCCAAUGCAAUCACGGAUGUGGGUGAGACCUUGCAGCUGCUUCGGGUGCACAGUCCUCGGCAAUGAAUCCCGAGGAACGCAUCGUGACAUGGCUCAUCUCUUUGGGAGUUUUAAAUUCCCCCAAGAAGACCAUCUGUGAUCCAGAGGAAUUCUUGAAGGUGUCUCUGAAAAAUGGGGUAGUGCUAUGCAAACUGCUAAAUCGUCUUCUUCCUGGAGCUGUGGAAAAGUACCAUCAGGAGCCCCAAACGGAAGCUGACUGCAUCAGUAACAUUAAGGACUUCCUCAGGGGAUGUGCAGGCCUUCAGGUGGAGGUCUUUGAGCCUUGUGACCUUUACACAGGCAGCAAUUUCUCCAGAGUGCUGAGUACCCUUUUAGCUGUCAACAAAGCCACUGAGGAUCACAUUUCGGAAGGACCAUGCCAACCUUUUUCUUCCAUUAGUGCUGUUUCCAGUUCCCAGAUAAACCUCCCAGGAGCGGUUUCUAACUCAGCACCAGUGCUAAGAAGGCAUUCAAAGGCAGCGGAGAUGACUGAAAAUGGGAACCACCAGUUGGUAGUAAAGGCAAGGUUCAACUUUAAGCAGACCAAUGAAGAUGAGCUCUCAGUCUGCAAGGGCGACAUCAUUUAUGUCACUCGAGUGGAAGAAGGUGGCUGGUGGGAAGGCACUCUCAAUGGGAAAACCGGCUGGUUCCCCAGUAAUUAUGUCAGAGAAAUUAAGCCUAAUGAGAAACCUGGCUCCCCAAAGACCGUAAAAGGACUGGAUACUCUUCAGCUUACCAAGAAUUACUACAGUAUGGUUUUGCAAAACAUCCUGGAAACUGAACAGGACUACGCUAAGGAGCUACAGUCGCUUCUUGGGACAUACUUACGACCACUCCAGGCCAAUGACAAGCUGAGUGCUGUGGAAUUUGCAUCUUUAUUGGGCAACUUUGAGGAAGUGUGCACAUUUCAGCAGACCCUGUGCCAGGCCUUGGAGGAGUGUGCAAAACUUCCAGAGAGUCAGCAGAAAGUCGGAGGCUGCCUGAUGUCCCUAAUGCCUCAGUUUAAAUCUCUGUAUCUCACUUAUUGUGCUAAUCACCCCUCAGCUGUGAAUGUUAUAACUCAGCACAGUGACAGUCUGGAAAAGUUUAUGGAGAGUCAGGGAGCAGCCAAUCCGGGGAUUCUCCUAUUGACAACAAACCUCAGCAAGCCCUUCAUGCGACUGGAAAAAUAUGUGUCUCUUCUCCAAGAGCUGGAGCGCCACAUGGAGGAGUCUCAUCUGGACCACCAGGAUGUUCUGAAAGCUAUUGGGUCAUUCAAGGCGCUGGCGGCCCAGUGUCAGGAUCUGAGAAAGAAGAAGCAGCUGGAGUUGCAAAUUCUCUCCGAAACCAUCCAGGGCUGGGAAGGAGAUGAUAUAAAAACCUUGGGCAAUGUCAUCUUUAUGUCGCAAGUAAUGGUGCAGUGUGGUGCCAGUGAGGAGAAAGAAGAAAGAUAUUUCUUGUUGUUUCCGAGUGUUUUACUCAUGGUAUCAGCAAGUCCUCGGAUGAGUGGAUUUAUCUAUCAGGGAAAACUCCCAGUUGCUGGAAUGAUGCUAACAAGACUGGAUGAAAGUGAAGGCAAUGACUAUUCGUUUGAAAUUGCAGGCCCCCUGUUUGAGAGGAUGACGGUGUUCUGUCCUAGCAGCCAGGAUCUCCAAGAGUGGCUGGAUCACCUGCACAGACUGAUCAGGGGCACUGGUGCGGGCAGCGUGCUUGUGAAAACUCAGUCGUGGAGUACCCCAUCUUCUUCUAGCGUUGCCGGACAACCUCGAGGAGCCCUGGAGCCUCCCCCAAUUCAAAAGCCCUGGAGCUUAAGUUGUCUCAGACCCGCACCUCCUCUUAGACCUUCGGCAGCUCUAGGUUACAAAGAGAGGAUGUCUUAUAUCUUAAAGGAUUCCAGCAAGAGCCCUAAAACAAUGAAGAAAUUUCUCCAUAAAAGAAAAACGGAGAGAAAAGCGUCAGAGGAAGAAUAUGUCAUUAGGAAAAGUACAGCAGCCCUGGAAGAAGAUGCCCAGAUCCUGAGAGUGAUUGAGGCCUACUGCACCAGUGCCAAUGCAGGACUUCAGCAAAGCCAUGGUUCAGGUACCCGCAAGGACUCCAUCCCACAAGUCUUACUCCCAGAGGAAGAGAAAAUUAUUGUGGAAGAGACGAGAAGCAAUGGGCAGACAGUUAUAGAGGAAAAAAGCCUUGUUGACACUGUUUAUGCACUGAAGGAUGAAGUCAAGGAAUUAAAGCAGGAGAAUAAAAAAAUGAAGCAAUGCCUAGAAGAAGAAUUGAAGUCCAGGAAAGACUUGGAAAAGUUGGUCAGGAGGCUGUUGAAGCAAACAGAUGAGUGCAUGAGGGCAGACCCAGGAGGCAAGGCCUCCCUCCUGGCUUGAGGCUACCCCAUCCAUGCUGCCAGCACUCACUCCAGUGAGACUUGGGAUCUUCGGGAAGGGAAAAUCAGACCCCUUGACUUACUCUGCUCCUCGCCUUGUCUGCUUUCUGUGUAUUUGGCUGUUUUCUCUUAUAGGAAAAAAAAGGAAUUUGUAGUGGAAAUAGCCUUCCAUUCAAUAAGGAAAUGAAACCAGUAGUAAUAAUUGCAAUAGGAAGAGUCAGCAAAUGGCCCUAGGUUCACAGUUCAUCCCAUCUCCUCUUUGGUCGGAUGGGUCACUAGUGCUUUGGACAAAGCUACUCUCAGAGAAGCUGCCAAGCGGUGCCCAGUGAGAGAGGCUGGCACACCCACUGCUUUCUCCCAAUAGCUUUCCUUGAUCUUGAAGCCCCUCAGUUAUUCAUUCAAGAAGCAUCGCUAAACCCCCACUACGCACUCCGUACUCAAUGCUGGAGAUGCAGUGACAAGAACGAAACAACUUCUGCCCUCCACAGACUUAAGCUCUACUCAGUGAGGAGUCAACGCCACCAGUCAAUGCCAAAUAUAUAUGACGCCAAUGUGGAGUCACUGGGGGGGUCCUAAUGACUGAGGGGGGUGGGUGAGGAAUCAAGAAAAGCCUCACGUAAGAAAUGGUACCUAAGUUAUUGAAUGGUAAAGUCCUAUGGCCCAUGCGCCCUGUCUAACCUCCCCUCCUCCCCCCUCGUGUACACACAGUUAUUUUCCUUUGAUUUUCUAACAAGAUAACGCGGGAGACUCAGUAGUCCUUUUGUUGCUUUUAUGUUGGUCUAAUUGACAUGCUUGAUUUAACCCAAUAGAGCAGGAGCUUUCAUCAUUGCCACAAACACCAAGCCGUAAUGCCGGCAGGCUAUUUCUAGCAUGUGAUGACGAUAUCGUGGCAGCUUCUCCGGCUAGAGCAUCGUAGACAUAGACGUUUUGCAUUUCCCCAGUGCUUUGACUUCACCAUACCCAGCAGUACGUCAUUCUGGUUGGAACACGCUUUUGCUCACUCCCCUUCCUGUAGUCAGACCGUGAGCUCUUCUGGUGUCCCGGUUUUGGAUUCCAGCCUCCCAUCACUGGGGCGUCUCAAAGUCUCCACCAAGAGAAGAGGCUGGCUUCUAACAGGAGAUGUCCAUUCUCCUUGGCCCGCUUAUAGACUGUGGCAAGAGGUGGAGCAGUCCCCCUGUCCCCCUCAAGAGGAGGCAUUUCAAUAGCAUUUGCAGGAAUCUGCUCUCUCCAGGAAGGCCAGUGUUUGCCCAAGCACAAGUGGGGCCUGCUUGGAGCCGGCUGGGCCGCUGAUCUGGCUCCCCUCUUUUCCUCAGUAACUUUGUUGGAAUCCCAGCAAUCCGGACACAGCUGUAGCUCAUGGCCAUAGAAUAGUCAGCAGAUCCCAGGCAUCAUUCAGCACAAUUUAGGAAAGGAUGUAUGGUAGAUAAUUAGAAAGUCCCAAAGGCAGGUGAAGUUUGACCAGCGUGGGACAGAUCCCUUUUGAGGGAUGGAAAAAAAAAAGGGGGCAUUAGAUUGAAAAACAAAGUGAAAAUAAACAAAAAAAAAGUUGUUUUCCAGAUGUAUUUGCUAUGAAUACUUAUGAGUGUCAGUUUAUGCAAAUGCUGGUUUAGAAAACAUCCAGAUUCCAACUUGAAAUGCUUUGCUCCCCAAACUGACCACCCUCUCCCACCCUGGUACUUGGUGGUCUCUAGUCCAUGCUGCUACACAGUAUGGUACGUGGAUUUUUGCUUGCUGCCCCCCCCCCCAGGGGAAGUACUGCUCUCAGGAAGUGAGCCAGCCAAAGGAAUGCUGGGAGCAAGCCACCCACCCCUGUUUCCUAGCUAAACUCAUCUGGGGCAGCCUCUGCCUCGCCUUUCAUUCCCUCCUGGGGCUGAGGGGCCAGGAGAGACUUUCUGAGAGAGGGCCCUUUACCUUCUAAAGGGAACUCGGCUCUCUCAUUUUUUAGAUAAGGAAACUGAGGCCUAGCAAAUUGAAGCAAUCUCUCUGGGCCUCAUUUUUGUCCUCUAUAAAAUGAGGGGAUUGGACUAGUUUUUGAGGUCUCACUCCAGACCAGCACUUUUUAAACUGUUUAAGCACUUUUUAAACAGUUUAAGAAGUGCUGAAGGGGUCGAAAGUAGAAAAAAUUUCAGAAGGUCUGCUCUAGACCUCCAGUGAGCUACAAUCUUCACAUAUCAAGGAACUCAAAUGGAUUAUAGUCAUGGUAGGAAAGCAGACUGUACCGAAAACCAAUUUUCCAAUGCUGAGCUCUACAGAAGUCUGCUUAAGAGGCCUCUGAGCCCCUGAUGGGAGAAGCAUGGUACUUCAGCUAACGGAACCCAUACCAAGCAUGGCUGUUGCUGUUACGAGCCAAAUAACCUGAGUGAGGAAAUGAAGUCAUGUGAAAUCGACAGCGCUGGUUCCAUAUUUGUGUUGUUUACAAUGCUUUUGUAAAUUCUCUGGUCCCGUUAUCCUUUCCAUUGCUGCCUCACUGUGAGGAGGUGGUUCUGUUUGUCUUCUCCCAGGGUAGGCUAAUUUCCUGUCAUUUCUCUUAUGCAAACCCAGUUUUUCUAAACUGUUUUUAUUUUGAACACUUUUUAAAUUGACAUUUUCAAUCAAUAAAGAAGGAUGACAAUGCCUUAUAAAUGGAA
This is a messenger RNA of Phascolarctos cinereus (koala), 5340 nucleotides long. It is a transcript of the gene ARHGEF6, whose product is annotated as Rac/Cdc42 guanine nucleotide exchange factor 6. Gene Ontology annotation, biological process: lamellipodium assembly. The record is from RefSeq and is a predicted model, not a curated record. Gene Ontology annotation, molecular function: guanyl-nucleotide exchange factor activity; protein binding. Lineage: Eukaryota; Metazoa; Chordata; Mammalia; Diprotodontia; Phascolarctidae. Gene Ontology annotation, cellular component: cytoplasm; lamellipodium.